CUUAUCCGACAUUCCAUUUCUGUGUAAUUGCGUGGAAAUACUGGAAAUACGUUUGUGUCAAAUUCACGAACGGUUGUAAGUGAAAUAUUCGUGCUUCAUGCACGAAUUCAAGUGAACUUUAUCUAAGCAGAUUGCUUGAACAAGAUUCUGUUAUAAUUUAACCUUAAAUAUGUUUGGGCAAACUGGAAAUACAUCGUUCAGUGGAUUUAGUACUGCGACGCAAAACAGUCCAUUUGGCCAAUCUGCAUUUGGUAAACCCAUUACUACAACAAGUUUUGGUAGUGGCGCAACACCUGUCUUUGGUAGUAACAAUACUUCAUCACUCUUUAGUUCUAAGCCCACAGGUUCUACCACAGGUGGCUUGUUUGGAAAUACCACAACGCCACCGGCAUUUAGACAGCCAACUAAUACUCAACCGUCUUUUGGAGGCUUCGGGACAACAAAUACAAGUACCAAUCUUUUCGGCACCCAACAAAAUGCCGGGACAAAUCUUUUCGGUACAAGCACAGGGACUUCAGCGUUUGGUCAAGCAAACAAACCUGGUUUUAACUUUGGCACAACAUCCGGAACUAAUCUGUUCGGACAACCGCAACAAAAUGCACAACAAACUACUCCAUUUGGUCAGGCGAAUACCACCACAAACACAAAUCUUUUUGGUACAACCACAGGUUUUGGCAAUACUAACCCGACUACCGUACCAGCUGGCACUGCAGUGAAAUUCACACCUGUCAUUACAACUGAUUCCAUGUCAAAAAAUGGAAUAUCGCACAGCAUUUCGGCCCGUCAUUGUUGCAUUGCAUCUAUGAAAGAAUAUGAAUCCAAGUCUUACGAGGAAUUACGUUUUGAAGAUUAUCAACUUGGGAGAAAAGGUCCACAAACGGGUCUCUUUGGGACGUCGGCACAAACAUCACCGUUCGGUAGCACAUCAGCUGGUACUAGCACAGCUGGGACAGGAUUUGGUUCAAUGACCGGAGGAUUUGGUACCACUAGCCAAUCAGGAUCGACCGGACUAUUCGGAAAACCCAUUACUAAUUUUGGAACGCCAGCAACUACAACAACCAACAGCUUUGCAUUCAAUUCUACACCUACAACAAAUCUGUUUGGUACUAAUACUCAAACAAAACCAUUUGGUACAGCUGCCCCGACACCUCUUUUUGGCACCAGCAGUACUAACCAGACUGCUGGAACGGGUUUUGGUAGCAUUAAUACCGGACAGAAUACUGGAUUCGGAUCUGCAUUCGGUUCCACGCAACCUAAUCAGAGUAUUGGAUUGUUCAAUCAGAACAAGUCUGCUUUUAAUAUUCCAUCGACGUCGACUAGUACCGGCUUCACUGGCUUUGGUCAACCGGCCACAAACACCACUACGCCAUUAUUCGGUAAUAAAACUACCACCACCGGAUUUGGAACAACGUCUACAUUCGGUGCGGCCGCGCCUUCUACAUUCGGAACUAAUACAGGUUUUAAUUCCGGCACCAACCCUGGAUCCUCGUUGUUUAACUCGUCGUUCAAACCAGCUGGACAAACAUCGGGAUUUUCUUUCGGAGCUACACCUGCAUCUUCAACUGGGCUUGGCACGAAUACUGGUUUAAGCUUGGGCGGUGGGUCUUCAUUGUUCGGCCAACAAAAGCCGGGUAGUCUAUUUGGAAAUACAGGAAACAAUACGACGUUUAACAAUCCUGGAACAUUUGGAUCUUCUACUUUUGGAACGAGUUCUAACAUGAUGUCUGGAACAGGAGUGGGCUUACUUAAUGGAGGGGCAGUAUCAAAUCAGGCUAAAGCAAAUGGUUCGGUACCGGUGCAUCAACAAAUCUUAGCUCUUGUUUCCGCACCAUUCGGCGAUUCACCGUUAUUGAAGAAUCUUUUACCAGCUUCUGGAAAGACCGAGGAACUCUUAAAACCUACUAAUCCAGCAUCGAAAGUACUGAAUAGUCCACAAUACAGAGUUACUGCCAAUAACAAAUCUCCGAAAAUCAAAGCGAGAGUCGUCAGUUCUGCGCAGCUAUCGAAGAAAUCCUUGUUCGAUGGCCUUGAAGAAGAAGAUCCCGUAAUAACAGAAGCUUUUCAACCUCGGCCAAGCGCAAAACGUUUAGUAUUACGGCCAAAGUCAGCGACAAAUUCCUCGGUUCAAUCUCCCACAGAAAAUGGAGAAUCUGUGACGAGAAAUGGUACUGCAGAAGACAGGGCAGAUACAUCAAAUGUAGUGCACAGCAACAACAUCGAAGUUAAUGACAAGGAAAAUCACAGCCAAGACAAUAAUCGACUUGCAAAUGAUCGACGGUCGUCUACAUCUUGGUUAAAGUCGACGCUUCCGCAGAAAAAUAAGAUUUCGGACGAUGAAUUGCUUGAGGGGCAGCGAUCGCCUUUUUCUGGAACGAAUGUACCGGAAGAAGUGAAUAAUACGGUGGCCGAAUUAAGAUCGCAAAAUAGUACAUCGAGUAUAAAUCGUUCGGAAAUAAUCAAUUCGAUCGAAGUGCCACUAAAUUCUACUUUUGACGAGAAAAAUUCCGCAAAUCUCACCAUGCCGAAUGCAGAAUCCGGUCAAGAAACAGACGAGAGUUCGUUGUUGAUGCUGCAAUCAAACUGGAGUGUGAACAUGGCUAAAGUUACAUUACGACGAGCGGGCUAUUACACCAUUCCGUCGCUCGAUAAACUAGACGAUUUUGUUUGCGGUGAGACGUGCGUCGUGCCCAACUUUACCAUCGGCCGUGAGGGUUAUGGCAAUGUAUACUUCCCGGAUUCGUUUGACGUGUACGGCUUGAAUCUCGAUGAAAUUGUACAUUUUCGUCAUAAAGAGGUGAUUAUUUAUCCUGACGACGAGAAGAAACCACCAGUAGGGCAGGGCCUGAACCGAAGAGCACAGGUCACUCUGGACAAAGUGUGGCCACAUGAUAAGUCACUGCACGAGCCGAUCACAGAUCCACAACGACUUGCCGCGAUGAACUACGAGGGGAAGUUACGUAGAGUGUCCGCAAAGCACGACACCCGUUUCCUUGAGUAUCGACCGGAGACUGGCUCGUGGGUCUUCAAAGUCGACCACUUUUCCAAGUACGGUCUCAGCGAUUCGGAUGAGGAUGACAAUCAGAUCCCACCGAUUUCGGAAGCAAAGAAACUGAAGGGAUUCCCCGCGCCCGUACAAAAGGGCAAACCUAUCGAUCCAUCGACGGCGACGAAUAAAGAGGCGAUCAAUGGAAUGAUGAUUAACGGAACGCUUGAAAGUAUGAAGAUUGGAAACGGCAAGGAGCAUCCAAAUAUCGUCGAGAACAAUUUUUUAGGGAAAACCCCAAUAAGCCGUUUUGCCUAUAACGAUCACAGUUAUAAGGAACGAGGAAUGAUCGUCAGCCCGGGCGGGGAAACCCCGUUUGGCCGUUCCGGUUUUGUUCCCGGGGAUUACAAUUACGAAAAACGCAUGACCGUCAGUCCAGUCGGCGAUAACGCUCGCGUCACCGGCACAGACAGCCACAAGUUGCAGCUUAUGAAAGCGAGCUUCUUUGAUGUGAACGACGAAGAUGUAAACGAGGAAGCUAACAACGGCAUAUUCCCCUCCGUACAGAAAACUUUGAUACGCUAUUUCCCAGAUGUCACAGAGGCCAAGAGCGACGAAGCUCCGUACAACGCUACGACAUUACGAACGACUCUCGUCGCACACGAAACGUUGUUCUCCACAUGUUCUCCGGAGAACGUGCUUUCUACGUCGAGUAGAAUAUCGCAUUUGCCUCGUAUUGGCGCGAGAGACAAACAGAUUAUCGAGAGAGCUAUUCCACCGCCUGUAGUCACACCAGUGACAAGCGUAUUGAAGUAUCACUAUGAGGUUGUACCACUUGAAGAGUCCAGGUUGAACAGAUUGCGAUUUCGCUGCAUUGCUGACGCCGGUAUAUACAUGGGCAGGACGUUUCGGCCGAGUUGGGGCGCCGGUCUCACACUGCUGUCCCUGAGCACACAAGAGCAGGCAACUAAGAUGCAACUGCGGAGCACGUUCAGUCAGCUGAGUCGUUACCUCUCCGGCCGUCUCGCUGACGACAUAUCGUCGACGGUAAUUGUUCAACGCCUGCAAAUCCUCGGGGGCGACGAGUAUGACACGAAGACAUUCAAAGACAGCAUAGAACGUCACUUGAGAAUUCAGCUAGAUCACUGCGUGAUGGGCCACGAGGGAGACUGUCCCACGUUUGACGUAGCGACCGACAGCGCAAACGAGGCAUUGCAGCUGCAUUGCACGCUGGCACAGGAUCUCGCGGAGCAGGAACAAAGACCGAGCGAGGAUGCCAAUGACGAGCAGAUGCAGUGCGGCAGCGCCAGCGAGAAGUCGUUCCGUCAAUAUGCGAGUAUCGUGUGGACCUUAUGUGUGGCACUCUGGGGAAAUUACGCUGAUCAGGACAUGGCCGACAACGCCAAUGAGGAACACUACAAUGUUAUGGUGCGAAGGGAAGCUGUGGGCGACUGGUUGAGGAACGUGGUGCAGAAGACGGUUGAACGAGAGAUCAAGAGCAUCGACGGUGAAACUAAAAACUCACACGAGAAGAUAAUAUUGUCGCUGCUCUCCGCUUGCAAGCUGGAGGACGCUUGCCAGGAAGCGCGGAAGGCCGGAGAUCACUGCCUGGCGUUACUGAUGGCGCAAUUACGAAGCGGCGCGACAGUCAAGAAAUUGAUCAAGCAGCAGCUUGCGCUGUGGCAGGAGACCGAUGUGGACGAAAAUCUCACGAUCGAUCGUCUAAAGCUGUUCAUGCUGGUGGCCGGCGAACCGCUCAUCUCCAGCAAACACGGCACUAUCAAUGUAUGCGAGGACCUGGACUGGAAGCGGGCCUUCGCCACUCAUCUGUGGUACCUGUCGCCACCGACUUGCUCCAUCACCGACGCCUUGGACCUCUACGAAAUGUCGUUUAAUGCGACGGAGGCUCAGGGAUAUGCGGCAGUUCCCGAACCCGAGUACAGGGAGAACGAGUACGAUGCCGAGUUGAGUAACGGCAAACGGAUACACGAUCUUUGCUUUCAUCUUCUGAAGUUGUACUGCACGGGAAAUCACGAUCUAGGCGAGCUCCUCAAUCCACUGUCGUACACCGCCAAUCCCUUGGAUUACAGAUUGAGUUGGCUAGUACAACAAACGCUUGUGGCUUUGGGUUACACACAUCUCUCCGAUCACGUCGCUGCGUUGACUCAUACGAACUUUGCGACUCAAUUGGAAGCGCAUGGACUCUGGCACUGGGCGAUUUUCGUAGUGUUGCAUCUACGAGAUUCAUCUAGACGACGAGCUGCUGUACAGGACCUGCUGUUGCGUCACAUAGAGAUAGACGACACUCCGGAAUAUAUAAAACAUGAACAGUUUUUGAAGGAGGAGCUUGGUAUAUCAUCAGUUUGGAUUCACCAGGCUAAGGCCAUCAAAAGCAGUGUCAAUAAGAGGUAUGGCGAAGCAGCUUGGUACUACAUCCAGGCGGAACAAUGGACCCAAGCCCAUGAAAUUAUUAUAGAGCAUCUGGCAGCCGAUGCUAUAAUAAAUGAAAACUACGAAUAUUUGAAAUCACUGUUAAGCCCGCUGGUACCGAUCGAAUAUAGCGGCACAAUUAGCGGAUGGUCGCAUCAAGGACAACUCCUGUGGGAGUACAUGGAGAUAACUAGCGAGAUUCAGAGCCUGUUAAAGUCUGCUCCGGAUUAUCGUGGGCUAACUUAUCAACUGGAAGCGCUGAAGCCUCGAUUAACAGGCUUGUGUAAUAAAAUCGAUCAAUUUCCAUGUCCGACCGCUAAACACAGGUUGUGCCAAGCUGAAAUUGCAAAGAGGACUGUACAUUUGGCUAGAAAUAUGCUGCUGUUGCAGAAAAACGAGCAGAGAUCCGUCACGAAGUUGCUGGUUCGUCUGAUAUCUCAACUACCAUUGCCGGAAGAUUAUGCGCAACAGGAACUGCGACCUACCGUUAAUAUGCGCGUAACAGAAAUAAUGCCGUAAAUGUCAAUGUGAAGUAACACGCAUAAGUUAAUUUAUCGGUCGCGUAGUUGUGUAAAGUUCAUUAACGGAAAGUCCCAUUUUUAUUAAUUUUUUUCCGCACUCGCUUGCAAGUUGUAAAUUGACACAGAAAAUAAGCAUGAAGUUUUUUUGAAGAACUUUUCAGUGAUCCUGAUGACAGUGUUAUACAUACGGCGGUAGCAAAUUGCGCGAUUCGUACAGUAGAUUUGUAAAGCUUGAAAUUAUAAACACUUAGAGAAAUACAUCAGUAUGUGAUACUAUUUAAGUCUUUCUUACAUUUUUUAUCGAUUUACGCACGAAAUUGUCUCGUUAUUUGAGAAACGCGUGAUGACUAAACCGUUAUGAAGACGAAUGAUGCGUAAUUGGUCGAGAGAAAGCAGACGAGAAAUAAUUCUGUACUUCACGGAGGAAUAUUUCUAUCGUAUGUCGCGUGGUUUUCUUGUACAAUCUAUAUCGUCGCGCUUGAAUAACGUAAACAAGUCAUAUUAGAUACCUUCUAAGAUAUAUAUAGCACAGUUACGCAGGUACGUGAAAAAUGGUAAUUUAUAUGUAUUAUGUGAUACACAUUAUGUGAUACGUCAUAUAAUAUGUAUAUAAUUGCUAUCUGUUCUCGCAUUUUGAUUUUCUAGCCCUUUCGUACCUUUCCUAUAUUCGGACGUCCUUUUUCGCAUAUUAACGAGAGGUCUGCAUAAAAAAGUAACGAGUGUAAUUAGCGCGAGUGCAAAUUAUCACACGCGACGGACUUGUAUAUUACGAUAAGUCGGACAUACCCUGUGAAAACUUUUCAACGUAGUGCUUUGUGCGCACGUAAUAAAUUUCUUUCCCAUUAUUAGAUAGAACAGGUACUUUUGUGAAGAAAAGAAUAAAGAAAUCCAGUAUAUAGUUACGAUCACGAGAAAUAAUGAGAUACGUAUGUGUAUAAGGUACAUUUGUAUAAAUGAAAUUAAGUUUUCACUCUUUUAAAGUUGAAAUAAAUAAAUAAGAUGUUUA
Molecule: messenger RNA, 6940 nt
Organism: Temnothorax curvispinosus
Lineage: Eukaryota; Metazoa; Arthropoda; Insecta; Hymenoptera; Formicidae
Gene: Nup98-96
Product: nuclear pore complex protein Nup98-Nup96
Exons: 20
Coding region: 170-5932 (1920 amino acids)
Biological process (GO): post-transcriptional tethering of RNA polymerase II gene DNA at nuclear periphery; RNA export from nucleus; protein import into nucleus
Cellular component (GO): nuclear pore; nuclear pore cytoplasmic filaments
Molecular function (GO): structural constituent of nuclear pore
Source: RefSeq, a predicted model, not a curated record